GCAUUUUUUCCCCAAUUCUCCCUCCCUCAAAUGAUGAGGCCCAAACUAAUCUUUCAAAACAAAAUAAAUCUUUUAUCUGGACCAACGUUUUGAUAUGAAAUUAAAAAAUAGGGAUUCAACUGGAUUUUGCUCCAUUUACCUUUUAGAUGCUGCCAGCCUUGAAGGGCCAGGCAAGAUUUCCACAUGGAAACAGAUGCCCUGCACAUAGAUGGGCACAAGUGGGGGAGGUCCAAACUCUGGGUCAGGCUUAGCUGUUGCUCUUCCUUUUCAGCACAUCCCUGUUUUAGCCAAAUGUUGCCCAUGCAGAGAAUUGGGUUUAAUUCCUCCCAGUGGCUGAUUUAACGUAGACCUGUUCUGAAAUAGUUGCAGUUCAGUUGGAAUUCAUAGGGCAACAGAAUAUUGGUCAAAAUACGUCUAGAGCAAACUUGAUUGAAAAAUGGGGAGGUAAGGAGCAGUCACGUGACAUGGAUGAAGGGGGUUUGGCUUCAAUGCCUGGAUUGUGUUAAAAAAAAAUUAAUUAAAACAGAUAAAGAAAACAGAAAGUAAUUGAAUAUAUAUUCCCAAACACUUCAUUUUUAUCUCAUUUGAGCCGUUUGACCUUUUGAUGUCUGCUUCUGGCCCGAGGGUGACAUAUUACACCUCUUUGCAUGUACUGUCAGCAUGGAAGCGUAAUGAAGCAUGAGAAAACCUGCACUGUGGCUGAUGCAAGAAUUUACAUUUUUUUUAUAUCAUGAGAAAGAAGGAAAGAUAUCAAAGUUCACUUCAAAGAGCAACUGCCCUUCUCUCCCCCUCCCGAACUAAGACCCAGCAGAGUGUGUUGCAGGCAGCAGAUGGCACAGCUUGUCGUGCAUCGCUAGAAAUCUUGGAAUUGUCUUCUGCUGUGAAGGGAACAGUGUGGGUCUGCCUCUUCUGAAGCCCCAGCUGAAGGCUUCCCUCUGCACACGUGUCUUCAGCACAGCCAAGUUAAAGUUGGGAAUGCACAAGGCUGCCCAUGAGACGUAGUGCAGAAGGGGGAUUUGGCAUCUCUUAUUGUCACGCCAUAAGAAUAUACACUAUUCCUCACCGCUUGCAAAGGUGAAAUGUAUCCAUUCUUCAUCUUUUGAGCUUUGUUGCCCAGUUUAGAUAAGACAAACUCUUUCAGAGUGGCUAAAAGGGCCCUUUGCUGAUGGCUCAGGUGAGACUGCCUUGGCACUGUUGGGUUCUCAAGAGGAAAUUCCUCUUUUAUCAGACAAGGCAGAAGGAAAACUCCAUGUUUUGCUGAGGGUAGGAGCACUCUCCACAGGUUUCUUGCUUCUGCCAUGAGGGCAAAGGAAUGAGAGAUCUUGAGCCUGGUUUCUCCUACCCAGGCACCAAGAGAAGGGCUUGCUUCACCUUCUUCUGCACUGAAGCCAGUGUCCCACAGCUGCCAGCAUCCCAAAGUCCGUGAGACCAAGGUGACAUCAGGCUCUGGUUUCUCAGGGCUGCAGAAGAUGUCAAGGCUGGAUCCUGGCAUAGCUGGGAAGGGAAUGAUCCUGACAGGGGUUCUGUCAGGCUCUGCUAUCAAGGAUAUAUGGGCAAGGGCUUCUGAAUGCCUUAUGGAUGAGCUCUGUGAAGCUCUGCUUAUAAAUCACAGCAGGUCUAUAGGAAGUUGUAUCUCGCCUGACGAUGGUGGAAGAAGUCAGCUUCUCUGUGUGGGGUGGUUGAUCACUCCAUCUGUGAAGUACACCCAACCUGUGCUUCCCAUGGGUCCUGUGAGGCUCACUUACUGGAUAGCUUUUCUUUUAAAGAUGUGGAAGAAAGCAGAAGUCCUUCCUCAAAUUCUGCAAAAUUAGAAAUAAGGUUGCAAGAGACUCUCUCUGCUAUUACAAUGUACAGUAACAUGGCAGUGUUUGGUUUUUCUCUCUGUUACUGUCCUGCCUCCCUGCUCUACUCCACAACUGUUGAAGGACAUCUCAUUUUCACUAGUACACACAUUUUGGUGUUAGCAUUGUGCUAGAUGUGGUAGAGAACCCUGUUUUUUCUUGGCCUUCCCCAGUAUUCGGUAGCAAUUAGGCUUUGAGCCUCUUGAAAUGCAUGUUCAUUGCUUUACUAGUUUACUUGCUUGUGCAUACAGGAGAGGAGUUCGUACAGUGGCUGUACUACGCCUUGACUUGUGAUUCCAAACCAAGGUAGCCUGAGGUAUCUGAUUUAAUACCUCUUUGCUUACAUGGUAGCAACAUUGUUGUAGGAUUUCUUGUGCUGUAUGUCAUGUCAGUAAUUGCAUCCCUUGUGGGGAGUUCCUGUACAUGUCAAUAAUUUGCUUCUCCCAUUACAAGAGAGAAAUAAGGCAUGCAUAUUCCUCACACUUGUAAUUACAGCACUUGGUGCUCCUUGCACUCCUGUUUCUAAGCAAAGGAUCAAACAUGACUUUUUAAAUUGAAUGGUAUUUUGUCGCAUCCUUGCCCAAAUGAAGUAUGUUCUGGGAUCAAAGAUAAACUCCAAAACAAUGGUUGGCUUGUAUUUUCUGUCUUUGGUGUGAUGUGCUCACCCACUUCAUCCCUUUGAGCCAGAUCUUCUGGUGCUACAAACUGCUGUCGCUUUGAUAUAACCCAAGGGAGCUGCGUUGGUCUAUACCCACUGAUAUCUGUCCCUUUAUGUCAACAGUUAACAUACAUACUAAGUCCCUGUCACGUGUGAAGAAAACAGAUGGCUCUUGUGUUGGAAAUAGCCUCACAUCUCAUUCCUUUCCUUGUUUUUUGUUUGUUCAUUUUCCCCUGUCUGUCUGUGUUCAGCUCCUUCCUUUUCCUCCUCCUGGUGCAUGGACCCAUGGCCCACACAGCAGAACUGCGUAAGAAGCAUUUUGAGUUUUCCACUCAAGAUACCUCAACUUGAUUUCAGUCAGAUUAAUUAACCCUUCUUUUCCUUUGCCACCCUUACUUUUGGUGCAUUAUGCAAAAGUAAAGUUUGCCUGGCGUAGAAUUGGGUUAUGAACCGGUCUGCCAUUAAGAACCUAUUCCAAAACUGCAUUGCUCCCCUGGCUUUGGAGGGAUCAAAUAAUUGACUUCCAGCUUCCAAAUUGGUUCUGCCCUCCUCUUUUCUGAUGUGUUUAUGAACCCAGUUAUUUUUGGACUGGGAAGGAGGAAGUGCAAAUGUAACGUGUGUAAAUAACUUGUCACCAGUGUGCCCAGUAGCUUUAGCUGCACAUACGGCCAGAACGUCCUCUGAUGUUAACAGCAUGGAGCCCUGCUAAUAGAAAACAUCUAAUGAUACAGGUGAGAGCUGCAGAGAGCACUGAGAUGGAGGCAAUUUGGUAUUGCUUGGUGAGUUAUGACCAAAUUCAGCAUAAUUCCACUAAAACAGCACCCCAGCUAUUUGUUUGGAUCUGAGGGCAAGGGGCUCGUUUUCACGGACGUGAGAUUUACACGCCUACAUUUGCAUCGAGGAGAAAAGACUUCUGCAAAGACUGAAAAAAAAAUCCCACCAACAUAUGCUAGACAGAAAACUUGAUCUUCCCCCAAAAUAAUACAGCCUCAGUGCAAAUAAAAAAGCUAAUUGAUUUGGAAGAAAGCCAGUUACAGCGAUCCUUUGCAGCGGGUAAAUUUACUGUGCAUAAUGUGCCAGAUUUUAUCUGUAUAAACAGAAACGGAUAAUUUCAAACUCUGCUAAUACUGCUCUGAAUUUUGCAUCUGAAUUAACACUUCAGUGCCACUGCGUGUCUGUGAGUAAUUUGGAGUGCUAGUGGGGAGAGAGGCUGCUUUAUCCCCCAGAGGCGCGAUGAGCAAAGCCCCCUCACCUGACUGACUCCAGUCCUUUUCCGGGGAUGGGGGGAUUUUCUGAUCCUGGUAGAGUUGACCAGAUCGUUGGGAGAGGAUCCUCCAUGACCGACAAGGAUCGGACCAAAGGCCCAGCCGAGGGGGAGCUGCCUGAAGACCCCAGCAUGAUGGGCAGGCUUGGGAAAGUUGAAAAACAGGUUCAGUCGAUGGAGAAGAAGCUGGACUUCCUGGUGAACAUUUACAUGCAGAGAAUGGGCAUCCCACCGACAGAGACGGAGGCCUACUUCGGGUCCAAAGAACCAGACCCAGCCCCUCCCUACCACAGCCCCGAGGACAGCAGGGAGCACAUCGACAAGAACGGCUGCAUCAUCAAGAUCAUCCGGUCCACCAGCUCCAUGGGUCAGAAGAACUUCUCAGCUCCGCCGGCCCCGACCAACUCUUGCCCACCCUCAACAUCGUGCCAGCAGCAGCCCUACCAGCGGCAGAGCCACGGCUCCUCACCUGUCGGAGACCCCGGCUCGCUCGUCCGCAUCCCACCUCCGCCCUCCCACGAGCGCUCCCUGUCAGCCUACAGCAGCGGGCACAGGGCGAGCGCGGAGUACCUGCGGAAUGAAGACAUUACCACCAAACACCAUGAGAGUGCCCUGAGAGACAGCGACACGUCCAUCUCCAUCCCCUCGGUAGACCACGAGGAACUGGAGCGCUCUUUCAGCGGCUUUAGUAUUUCCCAGUCCAAAGAGAAUUUGGACAUCCUUAACAACGGUUGCUAUGCAGCCGUGGCCAAAAUCAGACCCUACAUUGCGGAAGGGGAAUCGGACACCGAUUCUGACCUCUGCACGCCCUGUGGCCCUCCUCCCAGGUCGGCCACGGGUGAGGGACCCUUCAGUGACAUGGGCUGGUCAGCCCCCCGGCAGUGAGGGCCCCGAGCAGCCUCAAGCCAUGGCCGAGUCCCGGCAGCUGCCCGCUCCAGCUGUCCUCGUGUCGAACUUCUCAAGGAGAUGGACAGCUAAGGGUUUCCUCCAUCUAGGACAUCCUUAGCUGCCGGAUGCUUUCUUGCAGCUUACUCUGGGGGGCAAUGAGCAGGCACAAGCCUGCGGGAGUGGAAGAGGUCACGGUGGUGAGCGAACUGGAGCCGUGAAGUCCGGAUUUCUUUCAUACUCUCUUUCUAAGAUCCUUAGGUGAAAUUCUUUCAUGGUGCAGGAUAGGCAAUUUGCAUUUCUUGGGAAUGUUCAGAGAUGUGGGGCAGGAAUAAAUCACCCAGCCAGGGCUUUUGGAGGUCACAUCAAGUGGUAGUGAGCAGUGUCGCGUGGCAGUUGCCGUACCGUGGCACUGGUGAUUACACCUUUCAGUAUUUUGGAGUCACAGAAUGAACACGUGUCAGUUUCUAGCUUAGAUUUCAGGUCGCGUGAAAAUUGCUGGAGCGAUAUUACUCUGUGGUUCGUCAUUAACAAUCAGGAAGAUGGGAGAGUUCCAAAAUAAUACAUGGAAAUUUUGUACAUGUCCCUGGAGGCGUGGGACACUGGAUAGAAUAUUUGCAUGAACAGAAGUUGUGGCUUUCAAGUGUGACAGGUUAGGGGAAUGCUCUGAGCCAGCAUGGUUUAGAAAUUCUCCUUGUCCAACAGCUUAGGAAAUGAGAAACACAAGUGACUGUGUGGCUGGAAUUUUAUAUUUUAAACCAUGUAUUACCUUUAAUUUAUCUCUCUCCUUCCAUUGACAUGGCCUGGAGGUGCUUUGAAAGCAAAGGCAAACCAAAGGCAACCCCUCUGUAGGGCUGCCAUGGUGUAAAACUCUUCUUACGGCCAGCAGGGCUGUUGUGGAGUCACAGCAACAGCAGUCCAAAGGGAGAUAUGCAAGAUGCUGCAGUUCCUGCACUGCUGCAAGCUAAGUGCUGAGCUCCAUCCUUUUGGAUUCCCGUUGGUCAGAGCAGGCCCUUUUCUUACAGUUUGCAUUGUGCCUGAACACUUUUGCACACACUAUGCCCCAUGAAAUUCCUCCCUUUCUUCUUCUGCCCUGGCAAGAAUCUCACACCCCUGCUCUCUGGACAUCCAUUGGCUUGUUUGGAUCUCUUGAGCUGAAUUAAGAGGUACUUCUUUGUUUCUUCAUUAACUUUCAGAAGCCUCUUGACUGUGUGUGCUCACAAGCUGUGCCAAUCCAAGUCUGUCCCAUUUUGUUGUUCCUGUUUGUCUUGGAAGGAUCAUCGUGUUGCUAUCAGGAACUCCAGCAGUGUAUUCAGCUGGGGGAAGGUGAGGGUAAAAGUGAUGCUCAGUGUUUCUUUUGGGACCAAAAAAAAAUAAGCCACAAAGUGAUCUUUUACAUGGAUAGAGAGAUUUUUUUGCAAGAGAAUGGAUCAAAGUGUGUUUUGGGAUCCGUCUCCAAGCCUAGGACAAACAGUGUUGUGCCUCUGAUGCCUCCUGUGUACCUACAGCCCAAAUCCUCUUUGUGUUUUUUGCAAUAGGCAGGGCUGUAUCUGAUUUUAAAUCCCAUCUCUCCACUGUCUCCCCAUGUUGUACCAACAGCUUCUGAGGAUAUUUAGGUGACAGCUUAAUUUCUGCGUGGCCUUUGAGAGGUUGAACAUUGGCUUGUUUGGGGUUGAAGGGAGAGUCAUGGCUUCCUCUCCCCGUUUUCUUGGCAUCAGCCAGGUGAGACCCAAACUGUUUUGGCCUUUGGGAAGAUGUGGGUGCAUCUGUGAGCUUACAGACAGGAGGAAAAGCCACCCUUUGGUAGUGGUCGGACUAACAUGCAGGGCUCCACAUGGAGUGGGGGAGUAAUAUGAGUGUAAAAUGGCUGUAGAUUGUGCAGAUUUGGCCCUGCUGUGUUGCAUGGUUAGAUUCCUUCAGGUAGAGCAAGAUUUUCACCAAAUCAGAGGUAAUAAGCAUUUGCAAUCUUUAUUAUUAUUAUUAUUAUUAAUUUUUUUUUUUUUUUGGCAACUACUUUUUGAGGCCUGCUGG
Messenger RNA from Phasianus colchicus (ring-necked pheasant), 6679 nucleotides. The record is from RefSeq and is a predicted model, not a curated record. Lineage: Eukaryota; Metazoa; Chordata; Aves; Galliformes; Phasianidae.